Messenger RNA from Volvox carteri f. nagariensis, 759 nucleotides. RefSeq lists its product as uncharacterized. The transcript has 5 exons. The coding region runs from base 1 to 759 and encodes 252 amino acids. Lineage: Eukaryota; Viridiplantae; Chlorophyta; Chlorophyceae; Chlamydomonadales; Volvocaceae. The record is from RefSeq and is a predicted model, not a curated record.
AUGGCAACUUGUACCGCAGCCGACACCACCGCCGCCGCAGCAGCCACCACUGGCAUAUGCAUCGUCAUGAGCGCCGCUGGUAGCUACAAGGGUACUGGUGACGCAGACGGGAACGAGGAUGGCGCUUACGGCAGUAGUCAAGGAGCAGUAGCUCGAGGUCGCUUCAAGCGCCCCGUCUCCGCCGACCGACUUCUCAUCGGCUGCCACUACCGGCGGCCCCUCAGACUGGGAGGCAGCAUCGCCCUGGCUGCCGUACUGUCCUGGGUGUCAAGGCUGCUGGCGCGCGGCGGCGGCGCGGGUGGUGUGGAGCUGGUGCUUACGGGGAACGACCCACGGGUCCGUGCACCCCUGGCGGCUGCCGCCCACGUGAUGCACGUGUCCCGACUCGGCGAGCAGCCCCCGCCGCUGGCAGCUUGCGAGGACACCCGGCUGAUGGGGCUCCCGCUGAUGAAUCCCGUUGGGGGCCAGCCCUGGUCCGCCGUACAGCGGCGGCAGUACUUUCGUCGUACGGCCCACCGGGCAGCCCACGUGUUCGAUACGGAGCACGUGUGGACGUUCCACACCUGGGACCAGGCGCUCGGGUACGGCGACUGCAGGCUCCACACGGGUCUGGGAACUUCCGUGGAUUUGGUGCCGUACCUUGGCGACCUGCCCCUCCAACUCCUGGUUGAGGAAUCCCUCAACGGCCAGCACCAGCAGGCCAUCCAGGCGGUAGCGCUGCCGCCGCCGCCAUCACCGCCGCCGCCGCCACCUCUUUGA